AUGAAUAAUAAUAAUAGUUUGGGAGUUAAAGAGAAUAGAUACAAAUGCAAAUCAUUUUUUGAGUUAUAUUCUAAUUCAUUGCUUUAACAAAAGACUAAAUCCAGAGAUGCCCAAUAGUAUUAAUCACUUUGUUAGCCUGAAGAUAAAAAAAAUGAAUAAUUAUAAAUUAGACCAAAGAGAUCUGUUUAAUAUAAUUCAAUUUAAAUGGAAACUAAUUAAAUUGAAAAUUAUUCUAAUUCCCUAAGAAGAUAAAGUACGGAACCAAAAAAUAAUUAGAAACGAAGAAAUAAUAUAACAAAAACUGUAUAAAAAUUAUAAUUAAUUAGUUCUGAUAGAAAAUAUUAAGUUAUAUCGACUUAUUAAAAUCUUGUGAGAUUGAUAAUUUUAUUAAUCAAAACAUUCCAAUUGAAGAAAUUAAAAUUAAGGAUCAUCAUCAGAAUUCAGAUAAUCGUAAAAGUAGCUUGAUUUACAAAGAAAAUUAAAAGGAAAAUAAUGUAAAAUUACCAGUUUUAAAAAAAGAUUGUUUAUGUAUAAAAUGUAUAUAAGGUUUAGAAUUUGAUAAAAUUGAUUUUAAAGUUAGUUAGAGUAAAUUAAUGAGAUUUGGUGAAAGUUUUGUAACACCAUUUUUUGGAACUAAAAAACCAAUAUCUUUAGAGAAGCGACCUUGUGAAUUUUAAGGAGUUGUUUAUAAGAGAAAAAAAUGA
Molecule: messenger RNA, 704 nt
Organism: Paramecium sonneborni
Lineage: Eukaryota; Ciliophora; Oligohymenophorea; Peniculida; Parameciidae
Source: the annotation of a GenBank genome assembly